AUGGAUGCCAGCGCAGAAAAGCCCACCCCGUUGGCAUCGUCCAAUUCCGGCAUUCCUACUCCAAGUGGUGGGCGGCAACAGUUGAGCUCGAAACCACACACGGGUAAGACUAGACGGCCGACCGAAGACGCAGCAAGACGCUUGAGCCGUUGGUUGCUGGACAAUCAAGUCGCCUUCUCGUUCAAUCUUGUCGCGCUCUUGUUCUUCACACACGCUUGCAUACCCGCGGCCCGGCAAUACACGUCCAAGUUCUUCACUCUUUCUUACCGCAAUGACAAGACUGGCAAGUAUGCCGCGGGGCAUGACGACUUGUACUUGAUGGCGUUUUUCAUCGUCCUCCUUACCGGGCUUCACGCUUUCUGCAUGGAUCAUAUUCUCGCGCCAUUGGCCUCUCGAUGGGGCGUGCUGGGCAACAAAGAUGCAACCAGAUUCGCCGAACAAGGCUGGAUGUUGAUGUACUACAACGCCUUUUGGCCUGUAGGCAUGUACCUUUACUACAACUCCAAGUACUUCUUGAACAUGGAGGAGCUCUGGACCGACUGGCCACAGCGCGAGAUAGAUGGCUUGAUGAAGGCCUACAUUCUCGGACAAUGGGGCUUUUGGAUCCAAAUGGUGCUGGUCAUCAAUAUUGAAGAGCGCCGAAAGGACCACUGGCAAAUGUUGACACAUCACUUUGUUACCAUUGCCUUGCUGGCGGGCUCGUACGCUUACCACCAGACUCGGGUCGGCAACCUCAUUCUGAUCCUGAUGGAUGCCAUUGAUCUAUUUUUACCACUCGCAAAAUGUCUCAAGUACCUCGGCUUCACCACAAUCUGCGACGUUAUAUUCGGAGGAUUCAUCAUCUCGUGGGUGCUCGCUCGGCACGUCUUGUAUAUGGUGACGUGCUGGAGCAUAUACUCUGACUUGCCGAGAAUGACGCCGCCCGCUUGUUAUCGCGGCAGUGCCGACAACCUCGAAGGCCCCUUGCCCAUCCCCACCACAGGUCGGAGCCAUCUGCUGGAACCCUUUCGCAACCCCUCGGGAGUUGUGUGCCUCGGCCAUGGCAUCAUGUAUGUCUUUCUAUCAUUCCUCCUGGCUCUGCAGGCCAUGAUGAUUAUGUGGUUCACAGUCAUUGUACGAAUCGUUGUGCGCAUGCUCCAGGGCAAGAGGGCCGAGGAUCUUCGAAGCAACAGCGAGGCGGAGGAGAGCGACCAAGUAGAGGAAAUGGAAGACGAUGGACCUCAACAGCCACGAUACCUGGAAAAGGAGUGCGUUGGUGAAGCCAUUGACUGGGCGGCACGGGAGCGACGCGCUGCGGGGGCAAGGGGAACUGGCAACAGCAGCGGCGUCAGCUUCGCCGGCCACCGGGACCGCAAGGAGCUGCUUAACCGUAUUGGAUGCGAGAAACAAAUCGAAUAA
Metarhizium acridum CQMa 102 is the source of this 1398-nucleotide messenger RNA. The record is from RefSeq and is a predicted model, not a curated record. Lineage: Eukaryota; Fungi; Ascomycota; Sordariomycetes; Hypocreales; Clavicipitaceae.